GCCCCGGAGGCGGCUCGCGGAGGCCGGGAAGCUGCGGGGCGGCGAGUGGACCGAGCCAUGGGGCGUCCCCCAACCCCGCGGGCCCCGCCGACGGCGCUCCUGCUCGCGCUCCUGCUGCUGCUGCUGCUGCUGCCGCGGCCGCUCCGGGCUGACCCCCUCCCCACCGAAGGCCGACUGGUAAACUGUAUCCAGGCCAAGAAGAAAUGCCAAGUCGAUCCUAUUUGCAGUGCUGCCUACCACCACCUGAAUUCCUGCACCUCUAGUGUAAGCACCCCAUCACCCGUGCAGGAGUUUCUGGUCCCUGAAGAGUGCAGGGAGGCAGCACAGCACCUCAAGAAUAGCUCUCUGAUGAGCUGCACAUGCCACCGGCACAUGAAGAACCAAGUCGCCUGCCUGGACAUCUACUGGACCGUUCACCUUGCCCGCAGCCUUGGUGACUAUGAACUGGAUGUCUUCCCCUAUGAAGACACAGUGACCAGAAAACCCUGGAAAAUGAAUCUCAGCAAACUGAACAUGCUCAAACCAGACUCAGAUCUCUGCCUCAAGUUCGCCAUGCUGUGCACUCUUAACGACAAGUGUGACCGGCUGCGCAAGGCCUACGCGGAGGCGUGCUCGGGGUCCCGCUGCCAGCGCCGCACCUGCCUCCGGCAGCUGCGCGCCUUCUUUGCGAAGGCGUCGGAGCCGCACGCCCAGGGCCUGCUGCUGUGUCCCUGCGCGCCCUCCGACCAGGGCUGCGGGCGACGGCGGCGCAACACCAUCGCCCCCGGCUGCGCGCUGCCGGCGGGGGCCCCCAACUGCCUGCAGCUGCGGCGCGACUGCGUCUCUGACCCGCUGUGCAGAUCUCGUCUGGUGGAUUUUCAGACCCACUGCCAUCCUCUGGACAUCCUAGGGACCUGUGCAACAGAACAGUCCAGAUGUCUACGCUCAUACAUGGGGCUCAUUGGGACUGCCAUGACUCCCAACUUUGUCAGCAACGUCAACACCAGUGUUGCCUUAAGCUGCACCUGCCGAGGCAGUGGCAACCUACAGGAGGAGUGUGAGCAGCUGGAAGAGUCCUUCUCCCACAACCCCUGCCUCAUGGAGGCCAUUGCAGCUAAGAUGCGUUUUCACAGUCAACUCUUCUCCCAGGAUGGGGCAGACCCUACCUUUUCUGUGAUGGAACGCCAGAACAAAAGCCCUGCUCUGAGGCCACAGCCCUGGGUACCCUCUCUUUUCUCCAGUACACUUCCCUUGAUUCUGCUCCUGAGCCUCUGGUAGCUGGACUUCCCCUGGACCCCUCUCCCCUCUACCACACCAGGCCUGACCUGCAGCCUGCAAGGGUUGAGGAAAGAGCAACAUCAGGAAAGAGAUGCCCUAAACAACAUGGCAACCUUGACUGCACCCUGCACCCCGCCCCCAUA
Messenger RNA from Canis lupus familiaris (dog), 1400 nucleotides. It is a transcript of the gene GFRA3, whose product is annotated as GDNF family receptor alpha 3. The transcript has 8 exons. Bases 58 to 1257 code for a protein of 399 amino acids. Gene Ontology annotation, molecular function: signaling receptor activity. The record is from RefSeq and is a predicted model, not a curated record. NCBI's taxonomy places the organism in Eukaryota, Metazoa, Chordata, Mammalia, Carnivora, Canidae. Gene Ontology annotation, biological process: nervous system development. Gene Ontology annotation, cellular component: signaling receptor complex; external side of plasma membrane.